AUGGCGAAUAAUUCUGAUACUGAUAAUGACGACUCCAACAUAGAUGUUGCACCAAAUUCAGGUUCAGAUAUUGAUAGUCUCCAAGGUUCAGAUAAAGAGGGUCAUUCAAGACCCCCUAUGAAGAGGAAAGGUGAUGGAAGAUUGGAAGUUAGAACAUUCCAGCAGAAGCAAUUUUCAUAUCAUAACAAGAGUGUCAAAUCUGGGUGGGUUGGCAGAAAAUAUGUUAACAGAUUUAGGGAGAAUCCCAAGCUGGAUUAUGCUAGCUUCAAAAAUCUGGUAGCAGAAGACUACUGUGAUUUAGUCACCAAACAAGGAAAAUUUCAAAGAUUGUACAUGUGCUUUACUGGGGUGAAAAAAGGAUUUUUGGAUGCUUGUAGGCUUGUGUUUGGUUUAGAUGGGACUUUUCUCAAAGGUGCAGCUAGUGGAGUAUUGCUGACAGCAGCUGGAGUUAAUCCAAAUAAUGGUUUGUACCUAAUUGCUUAUGCAGCAACUGAGGGAGAAACUAAGCAUUCUUGGAUUUGGUUUCUUGCUUUAGUUAAGGAGGAUCUAAAAAUUGAAAAAGACCAUGAAUGGAUCAUAAUGAGUGACAAGCAGAAGGGCAAAAUUCAGACAUGUGAAAUAGUUUUUCUAGGGGCUGAUCAUAGAUUUUGUAUGAAGCAUAUGCAUAGCAAUAUGGCAACUGCUGGAUUCAAAAGGACAGCCAUGAGGCGAGCUCUAUGGAAAGCAGCUAAGGCAACUACUCAUGCACAAUUCAUAACAAGAAUGGAAGCCAUAGGAAAAUUAGAUGUUGAUGCAAUUAAGUGGUUAGAGGACAAGAAUUCAGCAGAGUGGAGUAAAUCACACUUCAGAACAUUCUCUAAAUGUGCUAUUUUGUUGAAUAACAUAUGUAAAUCAUUUAACAGUAAAAUAUUAGAUGCCAGGGAGGGGUCCAUUGUUGUCAUGAUGGAGGCAUUAAGGCAUUUUGUCAUGCAAAGAAUGCAGGAAAAUAGAGAUAGAGCUAGUGAAAAGUGGAGUAAAUUUGAUUUCUAUCCAAAAAUCAGAAAAAGGAUGACGGUCAAUAUUGACAAGGCAACUUACUAUGUGCCUUACAAAUCAAAUGAUGUGAGUUUUGAAAUUGCUUGUCCUUAUGGUGAAAAGUGGACGGUCAAUAUUGAGGAUUGGACUUGCUCAUGCAGGAAAUGGGAUUUGAUAGGGAUACCAUGCUCUCAUGCAAAUUUAGCUUUGUGGAUUGCUAUGAAGGACCCUAUGCAGUACAUUAAUGGCUGCUACACUAUUAAAAUGUAUCUUAAAUGUUAUGAUUCUUGCAUUUUACCUGUGAGUGGAAAGAAUGAGCGGGAAGAUGUAGAUAUUCAGGCACCCCUCCCACCAACAUAUGGAAAAGCACCAUGA
This is a messenger RNA of Coffea eugenioides, 1389 nucleotides long. RefSeq lists its product as uncharacterized. The transcript has 3 exons. The record is from RefSeq and is a predicted model, not a curated record. Gene Ontology annotation, molecular function: zinc ion binding. Bases 1 to 1389 code for a protein of 462 amino acids. Lineage: Eukaryota; Viridiplantae; Streptophyta; Magnoliopsida; Gentianales; Rubiaceae.